This is a messenger RNA of Drosophila ficusphila, 1204 nucleotides long. It is a transcript of the gene aurB, whose product is annotated as aurora kinase B. The record is from RefSeq and is a predicted model, not a curated record. Gene Ontology annotation, biological process: mitotic spindle organization; regulation of cytokinesis; protein phosphorylation. NCBI's taxonomy places the organism in Eukaryota, Metazoa, Arthropoda, Insecta, Diptera, Drosophilidae. The transcript has 3 exons. The coding region runs from base 133 to 1122 and encodes 329 amino acids. Gene Ontology annotation, cellular component: spindle midzone; spindle microtubule; chromosome passenger complex. Gene Ontology annotation, molecular function: ATP binding; protein kinase activity.
AUGCGGCCACAUUAAUCGCAGCAUUCGAAAAAAACGCGCAAAUAAAGAGACGCCGAAAGGAAAAAUACAAAAUAAAAUAAAAAUAUUCGAUUUCCUUCAUUGUUGAUAAACAAUAAUUUAAAAAGAAGCGCCAUGACGCUUUCCCGUACAAAGCACGCUAACCGCAACCAUCUGCCGCACUUGCUGACAAAAGUGCCUGAGGAGCACCAGGAGCCGAUCAAAAAUAUGUGCCUCAAGAUGAUGUCCCACGACGCCUAUGGAAAAUCGUACGACUGGAGUGCCCGUGACUUCGAAAUGGGCGCUCACUUGGGACGUGGUAAAUUUGGACGCGUUUAUUUGGCCCGGGAGCGGCAUUCCCAUUAUUUGGUGGCCAUGAAGGUCAUGUUUAAGGAGGAGCUCCGCAAAGGAUGUGUGCAACGCCAGGUUCUGCGUGAAAUCGAGAUCCAGUCUCGACUGAAGCACCCACACAUUCUGCGCUUGCUCACUUGGUUUCACGACGAGAGCCGAAUAUACCUUGCUUUGGAAAUCGCUUCAGAAGGAGAGCUUUUUAAACACUUGCGCGGAGCACCCAAUAACCGAUUCGAUGAACCGAGGUCCGCUAAGUACACCUACCAGGUGGCAAACGCCCUGAACUAUUGUCAUUUGAACAACGUAAUCCAUCGCGAUUUAAAGCCGGAGAACAUCCUGCUGACCAGCACCGAUGAUCUAAAGCUGGCCGAUUUUGGUUGGUCUGCGCACACUCCUAACAACAAGCGGAGGACACUUUGCGGCACUUUGGAUUAUCUGCCGCCAGAGAUGGUGGAUGGAAAUUCGUAUGACGACUCGGUUGAUCAGUGGUGCCUGGGCAUUCUGUGCUACGAGUUUGUUGUCGGCAGUCCACCCUUUGAAUCCAACAGCACGGAGAGCACCUACAGCAAGAUCAGACGCAUGGAAAUCGCCUAUCCAUCGUAUUUGUCGAAGGGCUGCAAGGAACUCAUUGGCGGGCUCCUCCGCAAGCAGAGCGCUGGCCGUAUCACCUUGGUGGAAGUUAUGACGCAUCCUUGGGUGAAGGAGGGAAUGGCCCUAAGGGAAAUGGAGCUCGAGAAACGAAAGCGCGGGAAGGAGAACACGGCCAGAAACUAAAUGGUUUCGAGCUUGAAUUUUUUAACGACUUUUUUACAAUUCUACUUUAAUGUUAAAUAAACGGUUUAAGCAAUUAAAAAAA